AUGGACAUUUCCAACUCUAUUUCUCCUUCCGGUGGUCUUGUACUUUCACAGUUAAAACCACUUUUAAGCUCAACGGGUAUUACAUCAGUCCUGUGUGCACUAGUCGUGUUACUGGUGCUUUUCUCCCUUGACACCACCGAUGUGCCGUAUAUUCGUGGUCUCGCCUCAGCUCCUGGGGUACCGAUAUUCGGAAACCUUAUCCAAUUAGGCGUCGAACACCCCAAGCGUCUCGCCGAGCUUGCUAAGAAAUAUGGAGCUGUCUACCAGAUCAGACUGGGCAAUCGACGAUUCGUCGUAGCAAACAGCUUUGAGACUGUGAAGGAACUCUGGAUCAAGAACCAAUCUAAUCUCAUUUCUCGGCCUAAGCUACACACGUUUCACAAUGUGUUGUCAGGAUCCGAGGCCUUUACCAUUGGUACUUCACCAUGGGAUGACUCUUGCAAGCGUCGCAGAAAGGCCGCCGCGACAGCAUUGAACCGACCAUCCGUUGCAUCAUAUAUGCCUUUGAUUGACCUGGAGUCUCUCGUGAGCAUUAGCGAACUUGUCAACCAGGUUCGUGGAAAGAAGGACCAGGUUGACCUAAAUCCAUAUGCUCUGUUCCAGCGUCUUGCGCUGAAUCUUAGCUUGACGCUUGGCUAUGGUUUCCGUAUCGACGGAGACUCUGGAGACAAAUUGUUGACUGAAAUUGUUAAUGUCGAGCGCGGUAUCAGCACGCUUCGCAGUACCAGCAACAACUGGCAAGACUUUGUCCCCAUGCUGAGGAUUCUUCCUAAAGGAAACGAUAUCGCCGCAGAUUUGCGGGUUCGCCGUGAUAAGUAUCUCGAGUUUCUUCUAAAGAGGCUUAAGGAUCACAUUUCUCAGGGAACCGACAAGCCUUGUAUCACUGGAAACAUUAUGAAAGACCCAGAGUACAAGCUGGACCAUGCGGAAAUCAAGUCAAUCUGUCUAACAAUGAUUGCCGGUGGCCUUGAUACAACUCCAGCGUGCAUUCAAUUCGGCACUGCCAUGCUAUCUGGCCCCCAAGGCCCAGAAUUGCAGAAAAAGCUGCUGGAUGAAAUAGAAACAGUGUAUCCGAACAACGAUGCGUGGCAGAAAUGUCUAGAGGAAGAGAAACUGGAGUAUAUGUCUGCAUUCUGCAAAGAAGUUCUCCGAUUCUGGACAGUUAUCCCCAUGUCUCUUCCCCGCGUCAGUAUAAAGGAUAUGGAUUACAAGGGCGCGUUAAUCCCCGCUGGAACAACCUUCCUAAUGAACGCCUGGGCGGCUGAUUACGACGCCGAGCGAUAUGAAUCACCAGAAACAUUUACUCCUGAACGCUUCCUCAACAUGGCCGAGGGAUCAGGAACUCUACAUUUUGCAUUUGGAGCCGGCUCUCGAAUGUGUACAGGCUCUCACUUGGCGAUGCGGGAGAUGUAUGUCACUUUCGUGCGUCUAGUGGUCGCCCUUGAGGUUUUACCCGCGAAGGAUCCAUCCCGAAGACCCAUUUUAUCAGGCCCGCUCGAAGGCAAUGCCAACCCCUCGGGUUUGUCUAUUGAGCCUAAGGACUUUGAGCUUGGUUUCAAAAUUAGAGACACGAAAUUACUGGACUCAUGGCUUGAGCAGUCUGAAAAGGCCACAAAGCAUCUUGUUUGA
Molecule: messenger RNA, 1629 nt
Organism: Penicillium robsamsonii
Lineage: Eukaryota; Fungi; Ascomycota; Eurotiomycetes; Eurotiales; Aspergillaceae
Exons: 4
Coding region: 1-1629 (542 amino acids)
Molecular function (GO): iron ion binding; monooxygenase activity; oxidoreductase activity, acting on paired donors, with incorporation or reduction of molecular oxygen
Source: RefSeq, a predicted model, not a curated record